Messenger RNA from Ceratitis capitata (Mediterranean fruit fly), 13738 nucleotides. RefSeq names its product teneurin-a (gene Ten-a). The record is from RefSeq and is a predicted model, not a curated record. The transcript has 19 exons. Gene Ontology annotation, biological process: motor neuron axon guidance. Bases 2784 to 12944 code for a protein of 3386 amino acids. NCBI's taxonomy places the organism in Eukaryota, Metazoa, Arthropoda, Insecta, Diptera, Tephritidae.
AAUUAGAUUUGCUUUAGUUUUUUCUCCUCUCCUUUUGUGCGUGUUCAAUGACAACAAAUUGGCGGUUGUAAGCAAAUUGGGAUAAUCCUGGUUGAAAGUGUCCAGAAAUGGGUUGAGAAUGCAGAGAAAAAUGAUAUUGAUUGGCCCAUGCAUGAAUAAGGUGCAAGCGAGAUGAUAAAGAAUGUAGAACAAGCCACAAACAGCAACAACAGCAAGUUCAUAAUAAAAUUACAAAAAAACCAUUUGUUGUUGCAAACAGAAUGAUUAAUGUCGUUGGCGUAGCGUGAAGUCGAAAAUAUGUAAGUGAAGCCAAAAAACGCGAAAUACAGCUGUAGACGCACAGCGCCGUAAGUGGCAGCAUUUCGCCUUCAUAUGACUAACGUGCGACUGAGGCUAACUCAGUGCGCGUUCACAUUUUCAUAUGCAUUGACCAAGUUUUGGCCGAGACGACAGUCGGGCAGUCGGUGAGCCGACUGUCAGAGAGGGCGACCAAGUGCGGGCACAUGCGCAGCAGUAGGUCGUCGUAUAAGAGUGGCGAGCUUUUGACUUCACGUGCGAUUGGGACGAAACGAGUUCAGCCAGGAGUGAAGGCAACGGACGUUGGGGCUGGUAAGGGUUUGUUGACACUUGGCAGGCACGAGGCUCGCCGACACGGGCUGAAGGAAAAUGCUCACAGCCAGCAAGUAGCGUGUCAGUUUGUGUACAGCGCGCGAGUCCAGUCGACGUCGGAUUUUCAAGCGAUAGCAAGUGAGCGUUAAGCGUGGCGGGAAAACGCUGUCGAAGAAGGAUAUACGCCAUGUCUCGCUAAGUUAAGUCACGUCGUGCGUUGUACGUUUAUUAAAAGGUGUGUUAACGGGAAUUUCUGAAGGAGAAAACAAAAAAUUAUUGCUUUUAAAAACCAAAAUCAAAAAGAAAAACCAAAAAAAAAAAAUACUAAAAUUGCCAGUCAAGUCGUGAGUCGUAGUAGCACAAAUUGAAAACGUAAUCGAUUGCUGCCAAGACAAACAUACACGUACAUGCAUAUCAACCAACUGAAAACCCAAUCGCAUUUAUUAUACGUUAAGGCGGGCGCUUUUUGCCUCCUUCCUGUGGCGCUGUGAAGUGAGUUUGACAUUCGAUAGAUAAUCGCGCGCCACUUCAUCAUAUUCAGUUUUAGCGAUGCCCGUGUAACGGUUGUGCGGUUGUGUGUGAUAAAUAGUCCCGCCCGCGAGGAAUUAAAUGUCACUCAUACGCUGUGCGCUCGGCAGAAGCUCCUCUCGAUAUCUCGAUACAUUCGCGGCAAUUCCGUGCAGCGCUGCUACUGUUUGUGUGUUUGUGCGCGUGAAACCGGAUUUUCCGCUAUGAUGCCUUGAGUGCGGAUAAAAGCGGAAAGAAAAAAAGAAAUAGAAAAUAGAAAGCAACAACAAAAAUUUUUCAGUGAAAUUCGUCGUAACGGUAAAGAGGAAAAGUGCUAAGCCCCAAAACCGCGCUCCCGAAAUGGAAACCCAAUCACAUCAACUGCCACAAAAAUAAACAAAAAUACCAGUCUGUGUGAUUGUGUGAAUGUGAGGUUGUGACUGCUCGAGCUCGUGUGCGCUUUUAGGGUUGUGCUGCGGAGGAUUUUCCGUUGAUGCAAUCUCGUGCUAGAAACCGCGCGUUUUCGCUGCUUCCGCAACCAUUUAAGCGGAUCCGCUGCUCAUUCUGCUUGUCGGACUGUUGUGGGUGUUUUAUUUUGCUGUGCCACAAAAGAAUAAUAAUAAAGCAAAAUCGUAAUGGCCCUCCACGGCCGCCACAUUCUCAGCUGCGUCUAAACCAAUUUUUCUAAUCGUGAUCAUCAUCAAAAUACAAACGCCUAAGCGCAAAUAGUGUGCGUGCCUACGUGUGCAGGUGUGAGUGUGCGCGAGUCUAUUUAGUUUCCAAUCGCCCACGCCUUUGCUAAAUUGGGCGACUGCAAAGCAAAUUGUUGGUGUUAUUAUAAUUGCCGCUGAUUAAGAUCUCGCGCCGCGACCAUAAGUGAUUAAGUUGCUCGACGUUCUCCUGCGUGAUGUAUCGGAAGUGUUGAAAAUAAAAUCUGAAUCAAAAUUAAUGGUCGUGGGUCGAAAUCAUUUAAUGGGGCUGAAAGCAAAAGUGGCAAGAAACAGUAAAAGCGCAACAAGCGGCUGGUAAAUGGAGGGAGGACUCAACCCUGCGCGCAUUUCCUAAGAGUGGCCGGAAGACGGGUGCUUACGCGUAUCAUUAAAUUCGUUUCGGUAGUCAAUUGCUAUCGUCCGUCGCCAUGGUCCGUGGUUAUUCGUGGCCGUUGUAUGUGUGUGCGUUAGUAUCCUUUGAAGUGUCGGUGUAGCGGAGUGGCGGGUUUCGUGUCAACUCUUCAGGAAUUAUUAAUAAGAGUGCGAGUGUGAUCGAAACGCACACAGUGAGCAAAGAGCGUGUUGAUGUACGCAGUUGUGUAGCUUUGUUGUUAUUGGAUAGUGCCACCUCACCACUCUGAAAGGGAAGAUUUUAAUGUCCACCUGCCGGGCAGCGACAAUGGUUUAUUAUUGACAGUUUCGUGCGGCGAAGAAAGGGUAAUUUCGGUCUCACUCUUACCGUUUUCGUCUAUGGUCAACUGGGCCAAAUAUGCCGAGCCGAGGAUGCGAGUAUAAAUCAAAUUUAGCCAUUUCCAGUUGCCUGCGCAGUAAGAGUAUUUAAAUCAGUGCAGCACAGUUGAGGGCUCGCAAGUUUUGCGGUGGCCGCACAUACCACACGCCACAUAUUCCGCACCAGAACAACAACAUUCAGCAGAUACAAAUACCGAAAUUGGCACUAUGUCCAGCCAUUCGGGUACGAUUGGCCGCAAGCGCGGUGGCAGCGCCAGUGAGUACUACUUUGGUGGUGGCGGCGACCAGAUGCGCCGGCAGCGCUCAGCUGAAUGGCACAGCCACCAUGGCUACAGCAGCAGCGAGGACGAGUAUCAAAACACGGCUCAGUCGACGGCCUUCGACACGCAACUCUUGGCACAGCUGCUGCUGCAGAGUCAGCAAUUGGCAAAUCUGGAUCGUUAUGGCUCUGACUGUGACAACCCGGAAAUAUCCACUUCACGCCUGACUGAAUACCCGAACUCAUUGCGUGACCACAGCGCCGUCUCAGCUUUUCAUCUACAAAUGACACAACAAAACACAGGACUGUGUUCACCCAUGAAACAACAGACUGCACUCGCUGCCUCCGUUGCAGCAACACAAGCCACUGCCCAAAAUAAAUAUCAAGGCAACCAGCCGUCACCGAGUGUGGCACUUCUGCCAAGCAGCACAAACGUAACGCGCAGUACAAACCCAUUCCUCAAUGCCAAAUACGACUCACAAUCAAACUCGGACUCAUUGAGCGAUCGGCUGUCAUACUCUGGCAGCGUUGUUAUGCUAGAUCGUUUACAAGCAGCCGUGGAGAGCGCAGCCACUGGCAAUGGCGGAGCCGGCUUAAGUGCUCUGAAUUCUUCCUUUUUAUUGCCCACCAGUUCAACUGCUAGCAGUCUCAAUCCAGGUGCACGUGAGAGCCUAGGUGGCGGAGCGACGCGAAACCAUCGCACGAAAAGCGGUCGCACGCUAAGCCGUAACGGCACAGCUGGAAAUGGUGGUGCAGGUGGUACUACCGGUGGUAUGACCUCCUCUAGUAGUGGCGCCUCGUCAUCAGCAGAGACUGCAGCUGCCAUAGCCAGUCGAAGCGAGCGCGAGAAGCUUAAACUUCAACAAAUUCAAAACGAAUUACGUGAGUACGCGCAAUCGACGGCAGAAAGCUCCAUUGGUUUGGAUUUGGAGGAAUUUGGCGCUUCCGGCGGUGAAUCUGAACCACCACCAGAGCCAGCGCCACCGGAAAUUCCGCCACGCACACAGUCGCUUCUGAUGUCCUUACGAAAGCACUCGGAUUACAAGCUUAAAUACGACGACAAAGGCGACCAAAAGCACGAGGAAUUCAUACCAACCAGUCAAUUGCAGCAACAACAGCAACCGUCGCAGAAAGAUUUCAUAAUUACCGACAAUUUACGUUCUGCUGAAAACCAAUCGAAAUCAAGCGAUUCGCAGAGCCAAUCCGGAUUGGGUCCAAUGCCGGUCGGGCAUCCACAACAGAUGGCGCAAAGUAUGUCAACAGGCAAUAAUACGCUGGGCCACGGUGGCAUCGAUCGAGGCGGCGGCGGUGGCGUACCUGGCGGUGGUGGUGUUGGGCCCGGCAUGAAUGGACCUGGCGGGCCGCAUUGCCAGAUGAGCGGCUCGCAGCCACUGGUCAUGCCCGGGUUCCCAUUGCGUAACUCCCACUCAGCGCACACACCGCACUACUCACCAUAUUCACCAUCCAGGUUUCACAUAGAUAAGCGCUGUCAGCACCGAUGUUCCUGGAAGUGUUUGAGUAUCGCCUUAAUACUAGUUACAGUCGUCCUAAGCGCCAUGUUGACCUACUUUGCAGCUGUCAGUUCGAUGAAGCCCAACAUGGACACCACAAAUUGCAUCCUAGUCCAAGAUGUCAAGUCGCAACCACACGACCUGCACGGCAAUAUGAAGUCGAGCGGCAACAGUGCCAAUGGCGGCCAGAUUCCGACUGCCUACCCCACAGAAGAGUCGAUUCAGACGAGCACAUCGGACCACAGUGGCACCAGCACAGGCUAUGGUGGCAUGCAGAACUCAGCGCCGUCACUACAGCUGCAACAGCAACAGCAAUUACUACUGCAACAGCAGCAACCGCACGCCAUCAACCAUCAGCAGACGCAGGCUGGUAUCCCACAAGAUGCCACCUCUCAUCUACAGGACCAAUCGUACUCGGCGCAACAACAACAGUCUGCCCAACAGCAACAGCAGCAACUGCUGAAGUGGCCGCAGGUGGUGGAGCUAAAAGACUUUAACGAAUUCUACCACGCCAACAUACCGCCAUAUCAGUUUUGGAACCUUGAAUUUCGCAACAAGCACCCGGCCUUCAUACGGUUCAACUUCACACUGCCGUGGGGCGCUAGUUUUGCGGUUUAUUCGCGCCGCAACGUGGCACCAUCUGUAACGCAACACGAUUUUGUGGAGUUCAUCAAAGGUGGACGCCUCGAUAGUCAUUUGCGACACAAGCGCGCUGCCCAGUGGCGCAACGAGAGCGGCCAGGGCUUCAAGGAUUUCCACACUGAUUUAGAUUGGCUCAGUGGGGGUGUCGAUGAUGCUGGUGGCGAGGCCGACGACAGCGAGUUGCAACGCGUCUCCCACGAGUCGAAUGUAGGAGUGCGCCGUUUGCCUGGUUUCUAUGCAGACACGGAUGAUUCUUUAGCUGACGAGUUAUUGGAAAAUGAUGACUACUAUGAUGGGGAAUAUGAUAUAGAGACGCCAUUGGACACAGCCAAGCAUUAUGCACAGCGACAGAAGACAACUCAGCACAGUCUGUACAAGCGAUCGGCUAUGGGCGUGGCUGCUGGGGGCAUCGGCAUGGCUGACGGCAUGGGUGGUCUACCAGCCCUCGACUUGGAUACCAUGAUGGUGAAUGUGUCGCUGCUGCAGUACUUGGACACGGGCUUGUGGUUCAUUUCCGUCUACAACGAUGAGCUGGUGGCACACUCGGUCACGUUGGUGGUCGAGGAGGCGGAGGGUGUGAGCACGACGUGCCCCAACGACUGCUCGGGACGCGGUAGCUGCUACCUGGGAAAGUGUGACUGCAUCGACGGUUAUCAGGGGACAGACUGUUCAAAGAGUGUCUGCCCAGUGCUUUGCUCAGCUCAUGGCCAUUACGGGGGUGGCAUUUGCCACUGCGAGGAGGGCUGGAAGGGCUCCGAGUGCGACAUUCCCGUCGGCGAGUGUGAGGUGCCGAACUGUUCCAGCCACGGACGAUGCAUUGAGGGCGAGUGCCAUUGUGAAAGAGGUUGGAAGGGCCCAUUCUGUGACCAACAUGACUGCCUGGAUCCGCUAUGCUCCGGCCAUGGCACUUGCGUCGCUGGCCAGUGCUACUGCAAGGCGGGCUGGCAGGGCGAGGACUGCGGCACCAUCGAUCAGCAAGUGUACCAGUGCCUGCCCGGCUGCUCAGAGCACGGCACGUACGACCUGGAAACCGGUCAGUGUGUGUGCGAACGUCACUGGACUGGACCGGAUUGCUCGCAAGCUGUUUGCAGUUUAGACUGUGGUCCGAAUGGUGUUUGCGAGUCGAGCAAAUGUCGCUGUAAUCCCGGCUGGACUGGUAAUCUCUGCGAUCAGCUGCCCUGCGAUGCCCGGUGCUCGGAACACGGACAAUGCAAGAACGGCACCUGUGUCUGCUCGCAAGGCUGGAAUGGGCGUCACUGCACGCUGCCCGGCUGCGAGAAUGGUUGUUCGCGUCACGGUCAAUGUACUUUGGAAAACGGCGAAUAUCGCUGCGAUUGCAUUGAAGGUUGGGCCGGAUCUGACUGCUCGAUAGCGCUGGAAAUGAAUUGCAAGGAUAACAUAGACAAUGAUGGCGAUGGCAUGACUGAUUGCUCGGACAGUGAAUGCUGCUCGCAUCCCGCCUGCGCCGAGCACAUUAUGUGCCUGUCUUCCAAUGACCCUGUCGAGGUCCUACUACGCAAGCAACCACCUUCGGUCACCGCAUCCUUUUACCAACGCGUCAAAUUUCUGAUUGAAGAGAACUCGGUGCAGUCGUACGCACACAUGGACGAAUAUAGCGAAAAUCUUUUCUGGAACUCGUUCACGCCUUGUCGAGUGUCGGUUAUGCGUGGACAGGUCAUCACGCCGCAAGGACUGGGCAUUGUCGGCAUACGGGUCUCGGUGGAUCGGGACUCGCGUUUCGGAUUUACACUGACACGACAAGGUGGAUGGUUUGAUGUGCUCGUUAAUGGUGGCGGUGCAGUGACGUUGCAGUUCCAGCGCUCCCCCUUCAGGCCACUCACGCGCACCGUCUUUGUGCCGUGGAAUCGAAUUGUGGUGUUGCCGCCUGUGCAGAUGCAGCUCAGCGACGACGAUGAAAGCAGCGGCCGCAGCAUCAAGGUGGCUCCGAUGAAUCCGGCUCUGACCUUCCUCAACUCGAUACUCUAUCACUUUGCGGACGAGCAGGUGGAUGUGAAUAAAAUAUGCGUCGAACACGACCACGAGGAGCUGAAGCCGCAAUUAAUAAGCACUUGGAUGCCGAACGGCGUGGGCGCGAUGCCGGGCAAGCGUGUCAUAUUUGCCGAAACGCAGAUCGUUCAAGAGUCUAUUCAGAUACCCGGUUCGGAUUUGCAUCUUACAUAUCAGUCAUCGCAAGCAUCGGGUUACCUGAGCAUCGUACGCAUGCGUCUCACGGCCGAGAAAAUACCAAAGACACUUACCCAUGUGCAUGUGGGUGUGGAGAUUGAGGGUGCCUUGCAUGUGAAGACCUACGAGGCCGACCCGAACCUGAUACACACAUUCGCCUGGAACAAACGCAACGUGUAUCGCCAGAAAGUGUAUGGCGUCACCAUUGCACGUAUCUCAGUCGGCUACCAGCACUCGACUUGCAAGAUGCCCGUCUGGAUUACGCAGACAGCCAAGUUGCAAGGAUACGAUGUUGACAUCUCCGAUAUCGGUGGCUGGGGUCUGGACAUACAUCACCAUUACAAUUUCCACGAAGGCAUUUUGCAGAAGGGCGACGGCAGUACACUCCACAUGAAAGAAUAUCCACGCACGGUUAAAGUGGUUAUGGGUACUGGUCUACAGCGGCCGCUCAACUGUCCAGAUCACUGCAACGGCAUAGCCAAGGAUGCCAAGUUACUCACGCCCAUCGCAUUGGCCUCGGGUCCAGAUGGUAGCUUGUAUGUGGGUGACUUCAACUUGGUGCGACGUAUCACACCCGAUGGCAAAGUCUACACAAUUUUGCAACUCAGUGCCACCCAGGUCUCCUACCAAUAUUACCUCGCCGUUUCGCCCGCCGAUGGCCAUCUCUACAUUUCCGAUCCGGAAAGACAUCAAAUUCUACGGCUACUGCGCUUAGAGAAAGUCAAAGAUCCCAGCAUCAAUAGUGAGCCGAUUGUGGGCAGUGGUCAACGUUGUAUACCAGGCGAUGAGGGCAACUGUGGUGAUGGUGGCCCGGCUUUGCAGGCCCGCCUCUCCCAUCCUAAAGGUCUGGCGAUUGCCGCUGAUCGCACCAUGUAUAUAGCGGAUGGUACGAACAUACGUGCUGUGGAUCCAAAAGGCAUAAUACAUACACUUAUCGGUCACCAUGGUCAUCAUAACCACUGGAGUCCGGCGCCUUGUUCCGGUACGCUAAUGGCAAACCAAGCGCAGCUACAAUGGCCCACCGGACUCGCGCUAAGCCCACUAGACGGCUCUCUGCACUUCAUCGAUGAUCGCCUGGUGCUCCGCCUGACUUCCGAUAUGAAAAUACGAGUCGUUGCCGGCACUCCAUUGCACUGCAACAACAACGGUCAGGACAAGACCAAUCACACAUCAGACAAUGUGCUCGGAACGGUGCUCGCAAUGGCCUUCUCGCCCUUCGGUGAUCUCUACAUCGCAGAUAGUGACUCGCGGCGCGUGAACUCUAUACGCGUUGUGGACACUGCGGGUAACAUGCGAUACUUUGCAGGAAAACAAGAAGGCUUAGGUUCACUAACCUGCGAUUGCUCCAAUGGCAACAGCGUCAACAGUUCAACAUCCGGCCUGGCAUCCGCGCUUUCAUCAACAGGCAACGGCGGCGCUGGCGGCGGCGCCUACUCGACGACCAUGAAUCCAAAACGCACCACCACACCGACCACGCCAGCUGGCGGCGGCAGUGGGCACGGCAGUGGCGGAAACGGAAAUGGUGCUGGCGCUGGCUCAGCCUCUAGUGUGGGCGUGGGUGCGCCAUGCAUAUGCAGCGGCGGUGGCGUUGGUAUUACAGUAGGCGCUCCCAACGGCUUGGCAAGCAUGGUGGCCGGUGGUAAUUUAAUGUCAACUGGACCGACGACAACCACAACAAUAUUGCUCGGCGCCAAAACAACGGCUGCAGCGAAUGGCAUGGGCGGCGCCAUGAAUGAUGACGGCACUCUGAGCAACGCGGAGACCUUGCUAUCGUCGAAUGCACGCUUCCAGGCGAUUUCGGCCAUUUCGGUGGCACAAGAUGGGGUCAUUAACGUGGCGGAUCAAGGUUCUCUUCAUGUUCUUGCUCUCGAGCAUUAUUUACCCUCGCACGAUGAGAACGGUGAAUUCCACAUUCCCUACCCACCGUCCAGCGAAAUCUACGUCUUCAAUCGGUAUGGCCAACAUGUCGCCACCAAAGACCUCACCUCAGGAAAGACCCGUUACAGCUUCCUUUACUCAAAGAACACUUCCUUCGGCCGGCUUUCGACUGUCACCGAUGCAUCGGGUAACAAAAUUCAGUUCUUACGCGAUUACAGCAAUGUUGUGAGCUCCAUUGAGAAUACACAAGAUCACAAGUCGGAGAUACAAAUAAACGGCAUCGGCAUCAUGACCAAGCUGAGUGAAAAGGGACGUCAGGAGAUUGAGUUGGAUUAUGACAGCAACACUGGGCUGCUUAUGUCGCGCUCUUCGGGCGGAGAGACCUACAUCUACCAGUAUGACGAGUUCGGACGUGUUACAGGCACCAUCCUGCCGAGUGGUGAGAUAGUGCGCAUCACUUCACAACUCGCUGACAACAAAGGUCUCACCGUUUAUGUGCAUGCCUCGGUCGAGUCGCUCUUCUCACGCGAACGAGGUGAAACCAAUGAGCUACUUGUUUUGGGCGGUGUGCGCUCCACGUUCAUGAAGAAGGGUGGCGAGAAUGCGGAUGCGGAAAUAAAACCUAAUAACACAUUGGUCAUACACAGCGCUAAUGGCGUUGUGGUGGAGUCCUCCGCUGUUGCACGUCAUCCUCUGCUUGAGGCUGCUUUGCCGGUAGAGGCUGAGAUGUUGGCGAUGUGGUCGCAUCAGAGCGUUACAAUGGGCGAGAGCCUCACAAACAAUAUGUACUCAGUGUAUAAUUUGGUCGGCGAUGUACGUAAUCCCCAGCAGACACUUAAUCGUGAGAUUUGGGUUAAUCAGUCGCGUGUUAUUGGCGUCGAGUACGAUCAGUUCACCAAUCGUGAGACAUUCUACGACAUGAACCGCACACCCAUACUCAUUGUAGCGUACGACCAAUCUGGUUUGCCGAAAUCGUACUACCCGACCAACGGUUAUCCGGUGAAUAUCACCUACGACCGCUUCAAUCGCGUUGAGGGCUGGGCUUGGGGACCGGCCGAACUGAAGUACUCCUAUGAUCGACAUGGCUUGUUGUCAGAAAUCACCUCUCAGCAAGACGGCAUCAUAUCUUUUGUCUAUAAUGAUUGGAAUUUGGUAUCGGAAAUCGGUUUGGCGAGUCAGCGAAAGUUUGUGCUGCAAUACGACGAAUCUGGUGGUUUGAGGCAUGUACUGAUGCCAUCUGGCACCAAGCACUCCUUCAGCAUGCAGACCUCCAUCGGCUUUAUCCGUUGCACGUACAUACCGCCAGGCAGCACUCGUGCUUAUCUACAGCAUUACAGCCAUUCGGGUGCGUUGCUGCAAACCAUAUUCCCUGGAGAUGGCGCACGCAUCGUUUAUCGCUACAACUCAGGUGGCCAGCUAGCCGAGAUCGUUCACGGCGAUGGAAAGAGUGAGUUUAUCUACAACGAUGCCACUGGCAUGCCCAGCACCGUCUCCCACACUGAACGUGAAUUGGAAUAUCGUUGGGACUUUGAAUACACUGGUGGCUUGCUAAGCGAGGAGCGCAUAGAUUAUGUGGCAAAGACGGGCUUGAGCAACGCCAAGUUCACCUAUGAGUAUGACACUGACUUCCGUGUCAUCUCGAUCCAAGGGCGCAUUGGUGGCCAGAAUUUGCCCUCUCAGAACUUUGCUUAUAAUCAGCGCACAGGUCAACCAAGUUUAAUUGGGCAGUUUAAACUAAUGCAUCCUAUGUUGAAUCAAACGCAGAUCUACGAUGGCACAGCGACAUUCACCCGUACCGUGGAUGGUCGGUUUUUGACGCAGAAAGUGACUUUGUCAAUACAUCGCCUCGAGGUAUUUCGCAUGGAGUUCUCAUUUGGCAUGCAUGGAAGGAUCACCCAGACUCGCACAUACACUCGCAACAUGGCCGUCAAUACAUACACCAAUGUCAAGAACUACACUUGGGAUUGUGAUGGUCAGUUGAUCGGUGUUGAGGCUCAGGAGCCAUGGGGCUUCCGGUAUGACGACAACGGAAAUCUGCUUUCAUUGACGUACCGCGGCAACACGAUUCCAAUGGAAUACAACACGCAGGACCGGAUAGUAAAGUUCGGAGAGGGUCAAUACAAGUAUGAUACACGCGGACUUGUGGCACAGAAUGCUCGCGAAGAACGCUUCCACUACAACACGCAAGGACUAUUGGUUCGCGCCACAAAGCGCGGUCGGUUCGACGUGCGCUACUACUACGACCAUAUGAAAAGACUGACAACCAGAAAGGACAACUUCGGCAACGUGACACAGUUCUUCUACACGAACCAGCAGCGACCGUACGAAGUAUCACAGAUCUACUCGCCACGUGACGGUAAGCUAAUGUCCCUAACUUACGACGAUGUCGGCCAUCUCAUCUAUGCCCAGGUAUACCGUCACAAAUACUAUGUGGCAACAGACCAGAGCGGCACACCGAUUAUGAUCUUUAACCAGUACGGUGAGGAUAUUCGAGAGAUCAUGCGUUCGCCAUUCGGACAUAUUGUCUACGACUCGAAUCCAUACCUCUUUCUGCCCAUUGAUUUCUGCGGCGGUAUAUUGGACCCUGUGACCGCACUGGUGCAUAUGGGCGAUGGCAAAGUCUACGAUCCCCUAAUCGGUCAAUGGAUGUCACCUAACUGGGAGCACGUAUCUGAGCGCAUUAUCACACCUACUAAGAUGCACCUCUAUCGCUUUAACGGCAAUGAUCCAAUCAACGUUGACCACGAUCGCAACUAUCCCGCCGACUUUUCUUCAUGGAUGAAGAUACUAGGCUUCAGCGUUAAGAACUUGAUACCACAACUAACGCGAAACCUCUGGGAGCAACCUUCACUGUGGGGAAGGGCGCCACACAAUCCUAUUGCCUUGAACAUGAAACGUCCAAUAGAUAAUAUUCCCACCAUCGCGGUCGAGAGCGGCUUCCUGGCACACCUGAAUGUGCGCAGAAUGUCCAACUUCGAAGAUUUGUCCGCGCCGCCAAAAUCUGCGCUGAAAUUCGAUGUGAUGGACCCGAGCCCGCGCAACAUUGGCUCAGAUACGGAACCACCAUUUGGUAAGGGCAUCGUGGUGUCACGAACUAGCGAUGGCCAAGCAAUCGUAUCCAGCGUGCCAGCGGCUAACGCCAUCUACCGGGAUGUAUACACGUCCGUCUUUAACCGCUCUAAGCUCUUGCCAUUCACAUUCGUCGUGCAUAACGCGCAACAAGAUUCAUUCUUCUUCGUCAAAGAAGAAGCAUGGCGCGCCAGCGAAGAUCGACAACAACUAAAACGUCUGCAAGGCCAAGUCAAUACUACAUUCCACGAGAAUUCACGGGAAAACGGUAGCGGCAACAACUAUUUGGAUGUGAAGAUCCACGGCGCACACGCCAUCAUUAACCUGCGCUACGGUACAACAGUGGAGAAAGAGAAACAGCGGCUCAUGCAUCAUGCCAAAUUGACGGCGGUGCGGAAGGCGUGGCAUCGCGAAAAGGAGGCGUUACGAAGUGGCCUAACCACAACCAUUGAAUGGAGCCAACAAGAGAUCGACGAGAUCCUCAAACAGAGUUACGCGAACAACUACGAAGGCGAGUACAUACACGACGUAGCGCUGUAUCCCGAACUGGCGGAAGAUCCUUACAACAUCAAGUUCGUGAAGAAAAAAGGCGCAACAGGCGACGCUGCUGGUGUCACAAGUACGAGCAGACGCCGGAGGAGCCUUGAUGCACAAGCAUCAAGUAGAGGCAGAGAUGAGGUGAGUGCAGUAAGAGCUUCUGCAGCUGUAAAAGCGACGACGCGAGAUGCGCUGAAAGCGCUCAAGAAGCGACAGCUGCCCUCGAGAACUCGAAGCACGUCUGUUGAAUGCCUGCAUAGCAGCAGCAACAACAACGUCGCAUGUUAACCACAGGGAUACGAUUGGGGGGUCGGCUAAGGCCAAUAACGCUUGGUUACUAGAAAGAGACGAAAAGAAUUUGUGUUAAUUUCAAAAAAUAUAGGAAAUAAAAGAGAUUAGAAAAUAAAAAUAAUAAUGAAAUAAAUAACUGAAAACUAAUACAUAUAGCCAUUGGAUGUAGAGCAGGAGCAGAAGAAGUGCAGUGGAUGACAGAAAUAUCGAUUAAUCUAUGUAUGUAUGUAUGUAUGUAUGUAGACUAUGUAGUGAGAACGAUAUACAUAUAAUAUUAUCUGGAUGGCAAGACUUUCUCGCGAGAGUUACGCUGUGAAACGGAGUAACAUGCUUAAGGUCCCGUUAUACAUACAUCAUUACUAUAUACAACAAAAGCAAAAACAAAAACAAAAACCAUGCGUAGUUUAAUAAAUCGAUAAGUCUAUGUAUAUGUAUAUGUAUGUAUAUCUAUGUUUACAUAAAGAGCAAGCAAAGAUGGGCAGGAGAAAAAAAAUUAAAUUAAUAAAAUAGGAAUAGUAAUAAUUACAAUUACAAUAACAAAUACAAAGAAACUAAAUAAAUAUAAUAUAAUAUAAAAUGUUUUGUAUGUGUACAGUAGUGAAUAAUUCAAUAUUGUAAAGUAAAUUAAGUAAGUAUAUAUGUAUGUACAUAUACACAUAUAUGCAUGUAUGCAUAUAAUAUUUAUGCGAUAAGAUAAUUUAUGUCCUAACAAUUAAGUCAUACCAUAAAUGCAUACAUUCAGACAUGUAUAGAAACAUGCGCAUAUGUAUGUGUGCAUGUAGAAAUGCAUU